Molecule: messenger RNA, 2455 nt
Organism: Pocillopora damicornis (cauliflower coral)
Lineage: Eukaryota; Metazoa; Cnidaria; Anthozoa; Scleractinia; Pocilloporidae
Product: FGGY carbohydrate kinase domain-containing protein
Biological process (GO): carbohydrate phosphorylation; pentose metabolic process
Cellular component (GO): cytoplasm
Molecular function (GO): D-ribulokinase activity
Source: RefSeq, a predicted model, not a curated record
UGGCGAUCUUUCGAUGAUGGCUGAAAAGCUGUCAGGGUGUACUGUGCCCCCUAUCAUAAGCUUUAUACGUAACAAAAAAUGAUGGAAUCCUAUUAUAUAGGUGUGGACGUUGGAACAGCUAGCGUCCGUGCUGCUCUGAUUACCCACGAUGGAAGAAUCGUUUCAUCUGCGACGAAGCCAUUGCAAAUCUGGCAGCCUCUAACUGAUUACUACGAGCAGUCAUCAGAGGAUGUAUGGAGAAAUGUAUGCUUAGUUGUUAAGGAGGUUGGUGCCAGUCUUACUGACGUGAGAAUGGUGAAAGGGAUAGGUUUUGAUGCAACAUGUUCCCUGGUGACUUUAGAUUCUUCAGGAGGUCCUGUCACUUGCAGUCCUUCCAAAGAACCUCACAGAAAUAUUGUUAUGUGGCUGGAUCACCGUGCCAUGGAACAGGCUAAAAGAAUCAAUGAUACAAAACAUAAAGUGUUAAAGUAUGUUGGUGGAGCUACCUCACCAGAAAUGGAGAUUCCAAAAAUGCUGUGGCUAAAGGAAAAUUUACCAACAGACUGUUGGGAUAAAUGCGCUCUCUUUUUAGAAUUACCUGAGUUUCUCACUUACAGGGCAACUGGUGAUGAAACAAGGUCCAUGUGCUCUCUUGUGUGUAAAUUUAAUUACAUGGGACACGGAUCUCAAAUACUGGAAGGUUCAACAAGUGGAUGGAUUGACUCAUUUUUGGAAGCAGUUGGACUCGAAGAUCUUGUAAACACUAAAUAUUCCAAACUGGGGGUAAAAGUUGGUAGCCCCGGGGAACCUGUUGGUAAAGGUUUGACGAAAAAUGCUGCAGCAGAACUAGGAUUAUGGGAAGGAAUGCCUGUGGGUACUUCACUUAUUGAUGCACAUGCUGGGGGCUUGGGUGUCAUUGGAGCUGAUCUAGGUUCACUUCUUACGGAUGAUAAACCAUUGACUUCACGUCUGGCUGUCAUUUGUGGAACAUCAUCAUGUCACAUGGCUAUUAAUGAAAAGCCAGUGUUUGUGCCAGGGGUCUGGGGCCCAUACUUCUCUGCUAUGGUACCAGGCCUGUGGUUGAAUGAAGGAGGCCAAAGUGUGACUGGGAAACUGAUUGAUCAUCUUAUCGAGACACAUGUGGCUUACACAGAGCUGAAAGAAAUAGCUGAAAAGAGCAAUUGUUCCCUGUAUGAGGAACUUAACAGACAUGUGACCACCUUGGCAGAGAAGCGUCAGCUUGAUAACUUGGCAUUAUUGUCACGCAACUUUCACCUCCUUCCAGAUUUCCAUGGAAACCGAUCACCCAUAGGAGAUCCCAAAAUGACAGGAAUGAUUUGUGGUUUAACUCUCACUACUGAUCUAGACAACCUGGCUGUUUUGUAUCUUGCUGCACUUCAGGCCCUUGCACAUGGAACUCGCCAUAUUGUAGAAUGCUUGAACAAAGCAGGACAUUCUAUUGACACUCUGUUCCUCUGUGGUGGCCUUAGUAAGAAUGAAUUAUUCAUCCAAACACAUGCUGAUGUGACAGGUUUUCCUUGUAUUUUACCACGUGAGAGUGAAUCAGUGCUUGUUGGCGCAGCAAUUCUUGGAGCAUGUGCAUCAGGGGAUUUUUCUUCAAUCCAGGAAACUAUGAAAAGCAUGAAUGCUGCAGGAAGAGUUGUAAAGCCACAAGAAAAUUUGAAAGGGUUUUACAACAAAAAGCACCAAGUUUUUUUACAGAUGUUGAAGAUCCAAAUGGACUUUAGAGAAUUAAUGCAGGAUUAAAGUUUUCAUUGUGCACCUGUGCAAGACUUGUUAACUUUAAAGAAAUGCCCUGAAGACUGACUUCCUGCAUGAACACCUUCAAUAGGCCACUCAGAAUAUUGAAAUGGUAGAAUAGUGUCAAUAAGUUAGAAAACAAGGGUUAGGUCCUGGACUCAAAAUGCUCAUCAACAAAAUGUUACUCUUACAGUAUUCUUAUGAUUAUGUCUGAUUAAAAAGGUAUAUUAAAAAGAAAGAACUUGACUGGUUCUCAGUUGUAUGCAGGUUUCAAAGCGACAUCUCUUUUAUGGACCGGAAAAAAUUCCCUCUGGGUAUUGGAAAAGUUGAAAUGGGUCAAUAAGCUUUUGUUUCAAUAAUCUCUCGGCAAUAAAGAGGAUUUUUUUGAGAAUUACUAGUUCGUCAGAAAGAUGGCGUUUAUCUGUGUGUUUUGUAUAAGUUUCAAAGCCACACCUCUUCCUCAGGCCAAGUAAAUCCCCUCUGAAUAUUGAAAUGAUAUAAUUUUGUUAAUGAGCUUAAAACCUCACAUUAACUUAUUGCCCUGACAUUUACCAAAAGUUCAUUGACAAAAUUGUUUUGUUUCAAUAUUCAUGUGUAUAUAUCUCGGCCAUAAAGAGGAUUUGCUUAAGAAUUACUAGUUUGUUAGAGAGAGAUGGUCAUUGGCUGUGUGUUUUAUGCAAAUUCCAAGCCACACCUUUUCCUUGGGCCGAGAAAA